AUGCAGCCUGCUCCAUUCACACCAAUUGCCGUGACGCCUCAAGCAACUAUGGUCAAGGCCCCUAUAUCGCUCUCGCUUCCAUCUAAUGCUUCUACUUCUUCAGCACCCCGCGCUAUUUCCGCUGCAUUUGGUGAUACGGACGUUAUUCGAAAACGUCGUGAGAACGUAUUGCAAUGGAGAUUGGAGCGCGAGGCCGCCAAGAAGGCAGAAGAACAAGCGAAGCUUGCCGAACAAAAACUUGCUGAAGCUCCUGAAAGUAAUCUAGACUCCACAAAGUCUGUCAUAGAAACUCAAGCGGAAGUAGCAUUAGCUCCAACAAAACCCUGGAGUUGGGAUGAUGAUGAUGAAGAAGAAGAGCCAAAAUUACCCACAACAAAGGGUUCGGACGAGAAUGGAGACGUUAUUAUGGAGGAUGUAAAAGAAGGCGAGACUACAAAAGCAGAAGACGUUGCUAUGGAAGAAGAUGAGAUUGACCCAUUAGAUGCUUUCAUGGUCGAUGUCACAGCGGAAGUCCAGCAGCUGGAGAAGAAGGAGCAAAAACGAGAUGCUAAGCUUAAAAAGACUCCUGGUGACUCCGAAUCAGCAAUAAGCUCGGCUCCAAAACUGGCCACUGCUGAUGACGAUGAUGAAGAGGAUGUUGCUGAGUCUUCAGAUGAAGAGGAUAUUCUUGCGAUGGCUGCAAAGCGGAUUAAGAAGAAAGAUAUCCCAGCAGUGGAUCAUUCCAAGAUACAGUAUGAAUAUUUUAGGAAGGACUUUUAUCUCGAGCCUCCCGAGAUGGCGGACAUGACUCCAGAAGAAAUCCAUAGUUUGAGAUUGGAGCUUGAUGGGAUCAAAAUCCGUGGGGCGGAUUGCCCAAAGCCCAUUAGGAAAUGGACUCAAGCUGGACUUCCUCCAGGAUGCAUGCAGGUGAUCAAGGACAAGCUUAACUAUGCAGCGCCAACACCCAUCCAGUGUCAGGCAAUUCCAGCGAUCAUGAGUGGACGCGAUGUGAUCGCAGUAGCCAAAACAGGAUCUGGAAAGACUAUUGCCUUCAUUUUACCCAUGCUCCGCCACAUCAAGGAUCAACGCCCUCUUGAAAACAUGGAAGGCCCUAUUGCGAUCAUCAUGACGCCCACUCGUGAGUUGGCAGUUCAGAUCCACAAGGAGUGUAAAAACUUUUUGAAGGUAUUGAACUUGCGUGCAGUCUGUGCGUAUGGUGGUUCACCAAUCAAGGAUCAAAUUGCUGAACUUAAGCGCGGAGCCGAAAUUGUUGUUUGUACGCCUGGAAGAUUGAUUGAUCUAUUGUGUGCUAAUUCAGGCAGGGUGACUAAUCUGAGAAGAACAACCUUCUUGGUCCUUGAUGAAGCAGACCGGAUGUUCGAUAUGGGAUUUGAGCCACAGGUUAUGAAAAUUGUUCAAAACGUUAGACCACAGAGACAAGUCGUUCUUUUUUCAGCAACAUUCCCCAAGCAGAUGGAGGCUCUUGCUCGCAAGUUACUGAAACGUCCUCUCGAAAUCACGGUCGGCGCACGUUCGGUUGUUGCUGAGGAUGUAACGCAAGUCGUGGAGGUCCGCGAAGAUGAUACACGGUUCAAUCGCCUGCUUGAAAUAUUGGGUCAAGCUUAUGUGGAUAACCCAGAACCAAGAGUGUUGAUCUUUGUUAGCCGACAGGAAGCAGCAGACAAUCUACUGAGUAGUCUCAUACGGCGCGGAUAUGUUAGCAUGACCAUUCAUGGUGGCAAAGACCAAGUGGAUCGUGAUAGUGCAAUUGCAGACUUUAAGUCAGGGGAUUGUCCAAUUUUAAUCGCAACUUCCGUUGCUGCUCGUGGUUUAGAUGUAAAAAAACUGGGCAUUGUGAUUAACUAUGAAUGUCCCAACCAUAUGGAAGACUAUGUACAUCGUGUAGGCCGUACUGGUCGCGCAGGCAACAAAGGCAUUGCCUAUACCUUCAUUACUCCAGAGCAGGAGAGAUUCGCACCCGAUAUCGCAAAAGCACUGACUAAUAGUAACACUCCAGUGCCUGCAGAACUGCAGGCGCUUGUGGAUUCAUUCCAUGAGAAGGUCAAGUCUGGAGAUGCCAAACAGAAUGCCUCGGGAUUUGGAGGCAAAGGUCUUGAAAAGUUUGAGAAAGAGCGCGACAAGGUUCUGGCCAUUCAGAAGAAGACGUAUGGUGCUGAUGAUGACGAAGAUGGGUCUGACGGCGAAGGAGGAGAGAAAGAACUCGUAUUGGAGAUUAAACAAGUCCAGCCGGGUAUCACAGCAGGAAAAGCAGCCGCUUCGGCCGAAGUUAUCAAUGGAAGCGAUUCAAGCGAGAUUAAUAAGAACAAUAAUGCGGCUAUGGCUGCAGCAGGUAACGUAAGCAAAACCCUGAACAACUCUGCCCUUCGAAAGGCCAAAGAGGCUGCAGAAGCUCUAAGCCAGUCGCUGGGGGGUGAUGCCAAACAGCGUGCCCUUGAAGUCAUUAAUAAUUUGAAUCGCAAUCGACCCGGGGCGACUGGCGUAGGGGCAGAUUCUGGUGCGAUUGGUGCCUCUUCAGAACGUGGUGGGGCUCCUGGCAGCGGAGCUGGUGGAAGCCAUCGAGACAGUGGUUUUGCACUGGAGAUUGAGAUCAAUGAUUUCCCUCCUAAGGCGCGUCUGAUGGUGACACAGAAGAUGAUGAUCAAUCAAAUUUCUGAACACUCGGGCGCUGCCAUCACGACGCGUGGCGUGUUUGUGGAGGAAGGUAAGCAACCACCCCCAGGCGAGCGCAAGCUGUACUUAUUUGUCGAGGGUGACUCUCAAUUAGUGAUUGACAAGGCCAAGAACGAGAUCAAGCGUAUCUUGACGGAAGAAACCAUGCGUGCGGUCGAAGCCACAAAUCGAGGAGGUGCAGGAUUGGGUCGCGGCGGUGGGGGACGCUACCAGAUUGUGUAG
Molecule: messenger RNA, 2892 nt
Organism: Lobosporangium transversale
Lineage: Eukaryota; Fungi; Mortierellomycota; Mortierellomycetes; Mortierellales; Mortierellaceae
Product: P-loop containing nucleoside triphosphate hydrolase protein
Exons: 8
Coding region: 1-2892 (963 amino acids)
Biological process (GO): mRNA splicing, via spliceosome
Cellular component (GO): nucleus
Molecular function (GO): RNA helicase activity; ATP binding; RNA binding
Source: RefSeq, a predicted model, not a curated record